Messenger RNA from Orbicella faveolata, 1042 nucleotides. RefSeq lists its product as uncharacterized. The record is from RefSeq and is a predicted model, not a curated record. Gene Ontology annotation, cellular component: nucleus. Gene Ontology annotation, biological process: regulation of transcription by RNA polymerase II. Lineage: Eukaryota; Metazoa; Cnidaria; Anthozoa; Scleractinia; Merulinidae. Gene Ontology annotation, molecular function: DNA-binding transcription factor activity, RNA polymerase II-specific; RNA polymerase II cis-regulatory region sequence-specific DNA binding.
CCUGCUUGGAACAGAAAAGAACUUAAGAACAAAAUGUUGCUGGUGUAGAUUGAACAGUGUUACAUCCGAUCUUCUGAUUAAGUUAUUAUUACACACAACUCAAUGCAAACAAAGACCAAAAAAUGAUUAUUUCUCACUUAAUACAGUAUAUCCGUUUUCAUUUAUUCCGUUUAUUGACCUAAGCUUACAUAAAAGACGCAUGUAUAAACGGUUUAUAUCAGAGUUAUCGCAUAGAGCAUCAUCCAGGAUCAGCCCACGACAGAUAAUACCAAAAGAAUAAACAGAGCAACUGGGCUUCCAAGAUGUCUACAAACUUCUUUUACUACCGAUGUCCGUGUCCUUCCGCAGAUUGUAACGGAGCCAUUUGUAGAUACCAAGAUAUCGUUACCGCCCCGGUACCCAACCAAUAUUCCUCUCCAUCCUGCGCACAUUUCACGCAGGACAGGAAGCUUUUGUCGUAUCAAACGACUACUAAAGACAUAUCAAGCACAGCAGGGAAAUAUGAGUCCAUGUCAAGCCCAAUGACGAUCACGCGGGAUAACUUUCGUUGGACGCCAUACCCCAGCCAAAGCAGAUUAACCCAAGAAAGUUCUACACCGCCCAAAACCGCUACAGAAAGACCUCAUAGCAGUACUCCGACACAACAGACAAACCAGAAGACGCCGAGCCGCAGAACACGCCGUGUACGCACCGCCUUCACGCCAUUUCAGCUUCUUUGCCUGGAGACAUCGUUUGAAAAGAACCACUACGUUGUUGGCUCAGAGAGAAAGCAGCUGGCGUCGUAUCUCAAGCUAAGCGAAACACAAGUCAAGGUGUGGUUUCAGAACAGGCGGACCAAAUGGAAAAGGCAAGCGCUGGAGAACCGUGCAGACCUCAAUAAGGAUCCUCUUACGCCUUGAGAGAGACUUACAGAGCUCAGAACUAUAAAGAAAAACUGCAGCAUGAACUAUUUAACCCGUGAUGUUUUAGACUUUUCAUCGCCGUUUUAAACUUUUAAAGGACCUUAUUCACGGUAUUUUGAGUUAAAACCUGAAAACAGUAG